Tachysurus vachellii is the source of this 1384-nucleotide messenger RNA. Its product is annotated as prosaposin-like. The record is from RefSeq and is a predicted model, not a curated record. The transcript is spliced from 5 exons. Gene Ontology annotation, biological process: sphingolipid metabolic process. Gene Ontology annotation, cellular component: lysosome. Bases 49 to 492 code for a protein of 147 amino acids. Lineage: Eukaryota; Metazoa; Chordata; Actinopteri; Siluriformes; Bagridae.
UAAGUUAAUUUGAUUCUAGUUCAAUUCCAGGAUGAAGUGGUGCAAGCUAUGGAGAAAGUGUGCAGCAUCCUGCCCUCUACCCUUUCUGCUCAGUGUAAGCACCUGAUUGAUACUUAUGGCCAGGUGAUCAUUGAGCUACUGAUCCAGGAAGCUGAUCCCAAGACUGUCUACAGCCUUCUGGGCCUGUGCAGGGAUACAAGUCGCACCUUCGUCCCAGUGAUGGUAAAGGCUGAGAACGAGCGUGCUGGAUUGUGUGGAAUAUGCAAGUGUGAACAAUUCACUGAGCAGCAUGAGGCUCUCCUCAUCCACCUACUGCAGCAGGCCCUUGACCCUGAAUUUGUCUGCAUGAAGCUGGGUGCAUGUCCUGGGGUGCUACGGAUGCUGUUGGGUGUUGAGCAGUGCAGCUGGGGCCCAGCCUACUGGUGCAAGAACAUGUAUACUGCCACCCGCUGUAAUGCGGUGAAUCACUGCAGACGCCUUGUUUGGAGUUAAAGACGAGUGGAGUGCACAGACUGACUCGAGGAGCUAAAGGAGAAUUUCUGUAGCGCUGUGUCUCUGUUUUACAAAAAUCAACCCUUCCUCUUUUAUUUUAGAAAUUUAAAACAGUGCUUUCAAAACUAAUUAAGCAAUUUAGCCAUCUGUGGCUUAGUGGUUAGCAUGUUCGCCUCACACCUCCAGGGUUGGGGGUCCGAUUCCCGCCUCCGCCUUGUGUGUGUGGAGUUUGCAUGUUCUCCCCGUGCCUCGGGGGUUUCCUCCGGGUACUCCGGUUUCCUCCCCCGGUCCAAAGACAUGCAUGGUAGGUUGAUUGGCAUCUCUGUAAAAUUGUCCGUAGUGUGUGAUUGCGUGAGUGAAUGAGAGUGUGUGUGUGUGCCCUGCGAUGGGUUGGCAUUCCGUCCAGGGUGUAUCCUGCCUUGAUGCCCGAUGACGCCUGAGAUAGGCACAGGCUCCCCGUGACCCGAGGUAGUUUGGAUAAGCGGUAGAAGAUGAGUGAGAGUGAGCUAUCUGGGGAAGAUUGAAGUCUCCAUUUGAGAGUGAGUUAAAGAACGAUGCAGGAGGUGGACAGAACCUGUGGGAGAGACAGAGACUGAAUGGGAUGUUUUUAUAUUUAAACUGAACUUUAUGUUGACCAAUUGAUAAUGUGGGGGUGUUUUCUUUGUUUUUUUUUUUUGUUUGUUUUUCUUCUUCCUGAUUUAAUUGUGUAAUUGCAGGUGGCCUUGAAAUACAAGGUUAUCCUUUGAGCAAAGAGGAUGUCUGGGACCUCUGAAUGUACAGUUUUAAUUCUCUUAAAGGAAAACCUGCUCCUGAAACUGCUAUAGCCACUUAUAAAGCCAGUGAGAUGAUUUUAGGAGUUUUUGUUUUUACUGAUUAAAAUGUUUGAUCCUAA